This is a messenger RNA of Cryptomeria japonica (Japanese cedar), 546 nucleotides long. RefSeq lists its product as uncharacterized. NCBI's taxonomy places the organism in Eukaryota, Viridiplantae, Streptophyta, Pinopsida, Cupressales, Cupressaceae. The record is from RefSeq and is a predicted model, not a curated record. Bases 1 to 546 code for a protein of 181 amino acids. The transcript is spliced from 2 exons.
AUGGGCGGUCGUUGGUGCGUCACCAAAUCCUGUGGAAGAGUGCGAAGGUGGUGGAACGUAGUUUUCUCUGAGGUGGCAGGCCAGGAACCUCAAUGGGUGGUGGGAUGGAGAUACCUGAGGAGGAGAGGAGGUCGGGGUGUAGGAGGAGGAUAUGUAGGUGGUAGAGGAGGAGAUGGAGGUGGUGAAGGAGGUUUUGGUGGGGGAGGAGGAAUUGGUGGAGCACAAGGAGGGGGAGGGGUUAGGGGAGGUGGAUUUGGGGGUGGAGGUGGAUUUGGAGGUGGAGGUGGUGGAGGAGGACGAUUACAGAGAAGAGGUAGAGAUGGAAAACCUUUACGACUAUCACAGGGUCUGUUGAUACAAGGAGCAAUGAGAGGAGGGAGAGAUGUUGGUGGGGGAGAGGAUGGUAAUGAGAUAAUGGGAGAGGGAGUUGUUGGUGAUGGAGAGGAUCCUAUGGAGAUGGGUGGGGGAAUCAUGGGUGGAGAGGGAGAUUUGCGAUAUUUUUUUAUUGUACAACUACAGACUCGACUGACAGGAGGUGGGGCAUAG